CGUAGAAGUCGUCUUUAACGGCCACCGCCGGUGACUCUUCGUCGUUGCUGAAAAAUUUAGCUGUGACGGCAGAAAAUGGAGACUGAACAUCUUCCCAUCCGGGCAGCUCUUCAGAAACACGGCGAAUUAAAAGAUCUCCAUGUCGGGAUAUUUUUCCUGGCAAUUAUAAAUAUCUUCCGACAGGUGGAAAGAGCAAAAACAUGUCAGCAGAAUGAAGCCCAGCAGGUAUGUAUCCAUGGUGAAAGUGAUGCCAUGGAUGAAAUAGUUAAUCAAGAAUCUAAUCAACGGUCAGAUUUGAUUCGGGACUUGGAGUCCCGGGUUCUUGGAAGAGUUUCACCUGGAGUGCGAACUUGAUUAAUGGCAUAUGGGCUGGAUAGGUCACUAAAAUACAUACAAAUGGUUUGCCAGUCUACGUCUUCGAUCAGAGGUGUCGAGCCCCUUCGAAUCGUGGAAAAUCGGCUCCAAAAUUCGUGUGAAGAAUUCCUGAAAUUGGUGUAUUCUUUGCCUUCUUCACACUCUUAAUCUUCGAUUCUUCUCUGUUUGUUCGCUUUUUUUGUGCUUUUUGUCGCUAGCUGGAGCGUGAUCUCAAUUCAUUUGUUACGAGCUCUGUUUCGGUGAGGGCUUCGUGCUGCGAUAGUCCUAUUCGCAGAUUCUGAAUCGUUGCUAGACAGAUUAUCGUGUUUCUAUGGGUGAAUUCAAUUUGUAUUUCCUGGUCGUUGCCGGAAUUUGAUAUUGGGAAGGGUAUUGUGGAUUCGGCGUACAGUGUCCUGGUUUCCGGAGGUGUGUAUGUAUGAGUCCUUCGUGUUUGAUUUAGAUCUGAGUGUCAUAUCCCCCAAAAUUUUAUUGAUACUGAGAUUGGAAUGCGAUGGAUUUCGUGACAUCGAUUCGGUUCGUUUGAUUAAUCUCAGUCGGUGGUCUUUGUUGGGGAGAGUAGAAUUGUUGAAAAUGGAAUCACCGAGCGGGAUGCGACUCAACUCGAAUGCAUUCAAUCGAGAGAUAGACGAGGGAAGCAAACGGUUGGAGAUUGAACAUUUCGAACUAGAGACGUCUGGGCAUGAUAUUCCCUCUGAUCACCAUUUUCAUUCCAUGAGUGCUCUAGAAAUUUUGAGGGAAACCGUCAGGAUUCUCCGGUACAAUUCAUCAGGGUUUAUGGCAAUUGCUGCAGUGUUAAUUUGUCCUGUUUCAGCUGUAUUUCUGACCAAUGUCUUGGUUGAUCAAUCUCUAGUGAAGAGGCUGACAUUGAGGCUGUUGCUAGUUGCAAAAUCCGGCGGACUUCCUCUAAAGCCCUUUGUCAAACAAUCGUGUCUGAAAUUGUCGGAGACAUUUGUUUCAUUUGGAAUGUGCUUCCCAUUGUUCAUUACAUUGUUACUUUUGUCGAAGGCUGCCGUGGUUCAUUCAGUCGACUGUAGUUACUCAAGGAAGAAGUUCGAUGCAUCCAAGUGUUACGCUGUUAUUCUGAAGGUAUGGAGGCGGAUUGUGUACACAUAUUUGUGGGCUAGUUUGACGAUCUCUGGUUGCGUCACUCUGUUCCUCGUCUUCCUCAUCAUAAUCAGCGCCAUUGUAUCAAUCUUGGGGUUCCCAGAGGACUUGAUUAUCUAUCCUGCUGUGGCAGCAGGAUUGAUAUUCUCCAUCAUCAUAGGAAAUGCUGUUAUUAUUUGCAACACUGCUGUUGUGAUAUCUGUUCUUGAGGAUGUCUCGGGGCCAACAGCAUUGCUAAGGUCUAGUUUGCUGAUUAGGGGACAGACCCAAGUUGGGCUCUUGAUAUUCCUUGGAUCGACACUAGGAAUGGCGCUCAUAGAAGGGCUUUUUGAGCAUCGGGUAAAGACACUCAGCUACGGAGAUGGCUCUUCCAGGAUAUGGGAAGGGCCUCUUCUCGUGGUGAUGUAUUCGUUCAUUGUGCUGAUCGACUCAAUGAUGAGUGCAGUUUUCUACUUCAGCUGUAAAUCAUACCGUCUAGAAUCUGCAUAUGAAGAAAGGGAAAGCGAAACCGCCUUGGAAGCCUAGACUAUUCAAUCAGACCCACCAUUAUCAUCAAGAUACCGUUCAUGGCGUAGGAAGAAUUCUACAGGAAGGAUCACAAACCUACGUUGCUUAUGCAGUUUUGCAGAGGGACCAAUAUAAAGUACUCAGCCAGUUUAUCAAUAAGUUCGAUAUACCUGAGGAAGGCAGCAGCUGGAUCUUUCCUGAAGAUUGUAAUUUCUACAACUAUACUUUCUACCAAAAGUUUUGUGAAAGUAAUGUCACACUCCUGAUUUCAAUUCCUCUCUUCAAUAGAGUUUCAAUUGAAUUUUACUCUUUGUUUCUCUGUGCAAUAGUUGAUCUUUUUACUGCGGUAACUCCCGAUAGAUUCUAGAAUACACUCCUGUGAGUCAGAUGCAAUAUGAAUCCAUUGCAAAGAAAACUAUACAGCGUGUUUGAAUGGAUAGGUAUUAGGUAGGACUGAGUGAAGUUUCUACUUAUCAUCUAUAAAAAAUAAAUGAAGAUAGCUAUUGCUGUUGACCCAAAACUUGGACCUUUUCCAUCUUACUAAACACUAAAUUUUCUGCAACCUUUACUUCUUUAAAUCUAGCCUUAAUUCUUCUCUGAUUCCAAUCUUUUACAGGGUUCCUAAUCUUCUUUAACCAUGUCAGCCAGUAAGCCAACCCUCUGGGGAUUAUUAUCUGACACUUAUGUUGUGAUUAGAUCUCAUUUCCUCCAUUUUCUGGUCCUAGCAGCCUUCUUCAUCUUCCCCAGCUCCAUUCUAUCCAUCAUUUACCCCCUUUUUGUGCCCCAAGCUCCAUCUAAUCUCAGUUUGCAUCAAUCCCUCUUGUUCACUACCCCUUCAGAGCUUCAUGAUGAGAUCCCUCCAACUGGUGACUUCCAGUUCCUUAUUCCAUUUCUUUUUGGGCUUGUUGAAACACUCUUCUAUCUAUGUGCUAUAGCUUCUAUCACCUACAGCACUUUUGGUAGCUUAAACGGCAAGCCCUUGAAGCUUAUUCUUUCACUGAAAUCAGUUCUGGUUUCAUUCCUCCCUCUUCUUGCAACCACCGUUGUUCUUCAAUUAAUUUAUGUAUUGAUAGUUAUUGCUUUUGUUAUUCUUGCCUUAUUGUCGUACAAUGCGAUUUCACUGAUGGGAUUCGUCAUGGACUAUGACACUGGAUAUUUUCUUGCCUUUGUUAUGUUGCUGUCUGCUCUGCUUGUCUUGGCAAUACUUUACUUGCAGGUGAAGUGGUUUCUUGCAACAGUCGUCGUGGUACUGGAAUCCAAAUGGGGUUUCGAGCCAUUGAAAAGAAGCACAUAUUUGGUGAAGGGGAUGAAAGGGAUGGUGCUUUCGACGAUUUUAGUGCUUGCAACUCCUAGUUUUCUGCUGUCAUUUGGUUUCUACAGAUUGAUAACCUCCAUGAGUGCAGGUGGAAUCAGUUGGAGCUAUGCAGUGUUGGCUACUCUCUUUUCAGUCAUUGCAACUAUGUUGCAACUAUUUGAUGUGGCUGCAAUAACAGUUAUGUAUGCUUAUUGCAAAGCUUGGCAUGGCGAAGACACAUCUAUGAUCGACGAGGAAUUGGGAAUGGGCUACGCUAAACUGUCUGCCAAUUGAUCGAAAGCUACUUAUCCUGUCAAUGUUGUAAAAAUUUGAGUACUUUGUGAUCUUGUAAUAUUACUACCCUGUUGCUCUUUUUGCUGUUAAAUAGCCUGUCCGAAAGCCUCUGUUUGUGAUACGGAAAUAAAAGAUGUUUGAAGUGGUGAGGUUUGAGUAA
Messenger RNA from Andrographis paniculata, 3734 nucleotides. RefSeq lists its product as uncharacterized. NCBI's taxonomy places the organism in Eukaryota, Viridiplantae, Streptophyta, Magnoliopsida, Lamiales, Acanthaceae. The record is from RefSeq and is a predicted model, not a curated record. The transcript is spliced from 2 exons. The coding region runs from base 787 to 2004 and encodes 405 amino acids.